Pocillopora meandrina is the source of this 4344-nucleotide messenger RNA. The record is from the annotation of a GenBank genome assembly. Lineage: Eukaryota; Metazoa; Cnidaria; Anthozoa; Scleractinia; Pocilloporidae.
AUGUCUUCAAAUCCAACUUACGACGUUUGUGUCAUCGGUGCUGGUGUGGUGGGCAGCUCCACGGCCCGUUACCUGGCUUCCCGAGGACAAAGAACACUUCUAUUGGAGCAGGUACUAAAUAUAGGUUAAUUCAUGUGAGGAUCUUUCAACACUGUGAAGAGUAUUCUGCAUCAUGUAGUGAUUAUGAAAUGAUUUCAAUCAGUAUACUAAGAUCCGUUUUUUUACAAUAGUCUACAGGUUCAGAACCACCUAAACUGAAAAAUUAAGAUGAUAAAGGUCUCUCAUACGACUAGUUGUUGUUACUGCUUUUAUUUUGCUAUUGCGGUCUUAAUCGGCCAGCCUCGGGGCCUAUGGGGAAUCGUUGAGUGAUCCGUCAGUUAUAACUUCCACUCAGUAGGGGCUAAAAGUGAUAAAAUAAACUCAUUUUCGUUAUUGACCAUUUAAUGUACAGUUUAUUGACAGAACGCGUUCAAAAAAGCAAGAACAAAUUGGCAGCACAACGCGAGUCACGAGCAGGUCACGAGCAGGUCACGAGCUCAUUAUGAUACUGCAAUGAAAAAGAAAGCACUUGCAGGGACGUAGCCAGGUAUUUUCAAAGGGGAGGAUGGACCGGUUUUCGCCACCUGAAUAUAGUAUGUUGUGUGCUUAAAAAAAAGGUUUACAAAGGGGUCACGCCAGGACCCCCUCUCCCUAGCUAUGCCCUUGAGUUUUGUCCUUGUUAACAGCUUUAUUUCUUUUAAUCAAGUUUCCUCUUCCUCACUGGCGUGGCAGUUCUCAUGGACAGACUAGAAUCAUUCGUUUCUCCUAUGUUAACCCUUAUUAUUCUAAAAUGGUUCGAGAAGCUGGUGAAAUGUGGAAGGAGAUUGAAGAAAAAGCAGAGCAGGAAAUUCUUAUCAAGUAGGUGCCUGGAAACAGCCAGCCGAGAGGUGGGGGGGGGGGUUACUUUCUAAUAAUAGGCUAAUGAGGAUGUGUUGCAGGAUGGGGUUGCAUUUUCACAACUGGAUUGAUAGUGACUUCAUGAUAUGUGGUCUAUAAUUAGCCACAGAAUAGACUUUAAUUGGGCAGGGUGUUCUGAGAGGCCAGUGGCACAUACUCUGCAAAAAUUGACCCAAGUGCUCCCAACCCCUUCCCUGGCCAUGAGAGGCCAAGUGUGGUAAAUCUGGAUUUAUGAAUGCAAGGAGAACUUAGCCAAGUUCAGUAAAUCUUGAUUUAUGUAUGCAAGAAGGACUUAGCUUAAAAGUACUCUGAAUGAAUAAUUUCAGAACUGUUGGACUGUUAACAGUGGAAGGAAGCUCUGGUGAAAAUUUGAGAGAAGUUAGAGAAGCACUUGAUGCAGCAGGAGCAAGUUAUGAUAUUUUGUCAAACCAAACGCUUAAGCAAAGAUUUCCAGAGUUGAGCUUUCCACCUCACUACAAAGCUCUGUUAGAACACUCAGCAGGAAUUUUAAAAGCUGAUAAAUGCUUGAGAGUGUUGCAGGUACAGCUCUGUUUCAUACCUUGUGCAAUAGCUCUUGUGAUUUCAUGAAAACUUGGAGCCAAAAAGUUAUUUUAGUCCUGUUGUCUGAAUUGUUUGAAGGAUCAGUUUAUUGCAUUUGGUGGCACACUAAGAGAUGGUGAGGGUGUGGUUGAAAUACAUCCAGGAUCAUUAAUUACAAUAAAGACCACAAAGGAUUUGUUCAAAGCUCACAAAGUGAUAUUAACAGCAGGUAAACCACUUAUCUCUGUCAUGAAACUUGAGGUUUUUUUUUAUUUAGAUCUGUGGUUUUUUAAAGUUUGCUGUAGACCAGGAAGCAGUGAAUGCUUAGUUGGGGUUCCCUAAAUGGGAAAUUUCUCAACCUUGCUGGAAUGUAUUAUUGUUAAAUGGUUGUGAAUGUUCUGAAAAUAAAAAAAUUUGUUGUCACAGGUAGUAAAAACUACAAGGUGAAUGAACUGAGUUUUUAAGCUGUAUGUGAGUUAUUUAAAAAAUAAUGUCAUGCAUACUAGAGCCGUAAUUGGUGAUCUUUCACCAUUGCUACUAGAAUACCUGCUACACCCUACACCCAACCAUGAACAAAGGAAAUGAUUCAAUCCUUUUUUGGUAAAAUCUAAUUAUGUACUUCUAAGUUGAAAUCUUAAAGUGAAUCUUUAUUUCAGAAGAUUUUGCCAGAAACUAUUUUUACUUAUUAUUCAUACUAUUCAUACUUUUUCAAGGACCCUGGACCAAUAAACUGCUAAAACCUGUGGGAAUUACCUUGCCUCUAAAGGUAAGAGUUGAACACUGAAAAUUCUCAUAGUUUUCUUUGUAAUUUUCCAUUUUUCUCAGUGACAUAGUCAGUUUUGCAGAUUAUUGUUGCAUAAGGCCCUGACCUUUGAAGAUCUUCACCUCUUUUUUUAACCAUCAGCCACACAGAGCCAAUGUUUUUUACUGGAAGGUGAAAAAAACAGGCACAUACAGUCUUCAGAGUGGUUUUCCUACAUUUUAUGAUGAUACAGCAUCUGACCCUCGCAAGUUUUAUGCACUCCCUUCAUUUGAGUAUCCUGACAUGGUUAAGGUAAUACUUACUGAAGGUAACAUUCGUAAUAUUCAUUAACAUAACACUAACUGGCAAUACAGCUUUAAGUGAGUAUCACAGGGUUUUCAUUAAAAAACGAAUCAGCAGGAGAGUUGUGUAGAGGAACUAGAGAAUACUCUCCUUGUCUGAAAAAAAUAGCUAUGUUCCCAUGUAAAAUUCUUAAAAGUUAGAAAAAUUCAAAAAAAUUGUUUGAGAAUUUUCUUGUGUUCUCCAAUAGCUAGAGGUAAUCCUGGUAAGAGUUGUUUAUGAAGUGAGAAAUCAGGAAUAAUCAUCAGAUCAAUCUCAUCAUUGGUGGAUUUUUGUCUUUUGAAGUCUGACCAUGAAUUCUACCCAGGAUGUCGAAAUUGUAUUAAGUGUGUGCCACUAAAAACAAUCAGUCAAUUUAUUUUCAGAAUUACCCUUACUUGAAAAGAUUGAUUUUUUUGUCACAGUUUGGGCCCACUGGUGGAUGCAGAUUACCGGAAGUUUGCAUGGAAAUUGAUCCAGAUGCAAGAGAUUGGGACAGAGAAAUUGAAGAGAGGAUUAUUCAGAGAACAAGAGAAUACAUCCAGCAUCACUUUCCAUACCUUGAUCAUCAUGAGCCAACCAUAGUAGAAACUUGUAUAUACACAGUAUGUGUUGAGUCUAAAAAGUUAACACAGGGGUCAUUGUGCUUAGCUCUACCAUCUCCCCUUAGCUGGGUGUGAGACUUACACUUGCAGUUAAAAAUCUUUUAUCUCACACCAGCUCACCCCUACUACUUACUUUCUCAUGCCUGAUGAAAAAACUUGUGUUACAGCUUUGUUUAGCACAUUUUCUAAUGAUGUUAGUGAGAGAAACUCAGAUUAGAGGUUCCAGAAAAGAGAAGUAUUGUGACCACCCCUUCCCAAAGUAUUGAGAUCACACACCUCUGAUUUUAAAAGUAAGAGGAGUUUAUGUGGAAACCCCUUGACAAUAAUUUAGAAAUGAGGAAUUGUCUAGAUAUAACUGAGCUCUGUGCAAAAAAUCUUGGCAUUCCCAGUGUUAUAAUCUCAUUUCUGUGACGCAGAAAAAGGAGGUACACCUAAUGCAAUUACUUGGACAGUUCUAGAAUUCACUUUAGCAAUGAAUCAAUCUUACAAGCCAGAUACACUUUUUUUUAAUUUGACUCAAAGACUUUUUCAAUGUUUCUUCAGGGAAAAAAGGUCAGGAGAAAUAAGGUUGACCAAACUUAAUCUGAAAUUGUUUUUAAAUCCAGCUGACCCCUGAUGAGAAUUUUGUGUUGGAUAAACAUCCCAAGUUUUCUAACAUUAUUAUUGGUGCUGGCUUUUCAGGUAAUUCAUUCUACAUUGUUGUGAUCUAAUAGUCCUUUGACACUUCUAGCAGAGGAAAAUAGAUUUGCUUUUAAUGUUAAAACUCUAAACAUUGUAACUUCUUAAUUUAAGUGACCUUACAUAUAGAGGUUUCAAUAACAGCUGGUUACCAUCCCUUUCAAUUGUUAAAAUUGUCUACAAUUUGUUUGUAUCUUUUUCUCAGCUCAUGGAUUCAAGCUUGGUCCUGUUUGUGGCAAGAUUUUAGCACAGCUGGCCAUGAAUGAGACACCAACCCAUGACUUGACACCUUUCAAGAUUUCAAGAUUCAAGUUUAGUCAGCAGAAAUCUUCACUCUGAUCGAAACUUAGGAUUUGAUAAAAUUGUUUUAACUCGGUACUUAGCCUCUUACAAGUUAGCCAAGAUUUGUUGUUACCACUAUUCUGUUAUCACUUAGAUGGUGCUCAUGAUGAAGACAAUAAACACAAUCACCACUCCAGAUUAAAGCCAACUAAAUAAUCCUGG